AUGGAAGAAUUCUUAAAAGAGAGUCCCUCUGAGAUCCCCACCGCACAGGAUAAACCCGGUGAAUUUAACAAUUUUAUCUACACAACACAGGAUAGUGAACGCUUAGACAAUCCACAGUCGCUCAACUUGAACUUGGAUCCACUUGGUGAGGGUAGACAGCAAGAUUACUCUUUAGACUUGACCAACAAUAACGAUGAAAAUUACAAGAACGAUGGCUCGGGUAAUUACUUCAGCAGUGGAAGCAAUAUAAACACAAAUACCCCUGGUUCCGGCUUUAAUUCAAAUACCCAAUUAUCUGGAAGCGAGUACUUGAGUCCUAUGGGAUUUUCUUAUAAUCAACAGGGUCUGCAAACACAAUCGCAAAACACAGUUAAUAAUCAAUAUCAAUCAGGCCACCAAAGAAUGAACUCGGACACAUUUUCCGGAUCCAACCCAGGUUCAUUCACAAGUGAGCCAUUUUUGGACGAUGUGGCAUUUUCACAGGCCAUUUUGGGUCCACAAUUAAAUGCCCCUCAAUAUGGUACCGAGAAUUUAUCGCCACAGCUGUUUUCACCACAAUUGCAAGGCACUCAACCAUUUGUCACUAAUUCAGCCAAUUUAGACGAGUUGAUUUCCCCUGGAAAUAACUACGAUGAUAGCACGUUUCUCAAUCCCCAAUACUUUUCUCCACCAAACCGACAGGGAAACCAUUUCAAUUCCUUGCGAUCAAUUGCCGAAGAUACGUUUGACAACAAUUCGGGAGAUAUCUUUAGUCCAGAAUUGUCUAGACAUGGAAGCAUCAGUGGACCAUCAUAUGGACAAGGAAACAAUAUCCCUCAGACAAACUUAUAUUUAUCACCUCAAUUGAACCCCGCGUCUUAUGUUUCACCGGAUUUUAAUGAUGGCUCCUACUUGAACUCACCUCCUCAAUACAACAGCCGCUCCAAUAAUCUAAAUGUUCCAAAUAUGAGCUCUUCGAUUCCAAAUCACCCAACAAGACAGGAGAAAUGGAACUCGUUAUCACCGCUACCCUCGCAGUCCACAGCACUAAGCACUUCUGUCCCUAAUGGGAAACGUGACCCGUCAGUGCCCACCAAACAGCUUUCAAAGGAAGAGAAAUUGAAAAGACGCCGAGAAUUUCAUAAUGCAGUUGAGCGAAGAAGACGUGAUUUGAUUAAGGAGAGAAUAAAAGAAUUGGGGAUUAUUGUUCCUCCUUCGUUAUUGAAUCCGCAAUUGAGUGCAGUACAAGCCUUGCAACAGAAGAAUAAUAUCAAUUCGAGCGACUUGAAUGACUUGAUCAGUUCCAUCAAGGUUAAAGAGACGAAACCUAAUAAGUCAACCAUUUUGAACAAAUCGGUCGAUUAUAUCAAUCAUUUAAAUUAUGUGUUGAAGCAGCAAGAGGUAGCCCGAAACCAAUUGACCAAGCAAAUCAAACAGUUAGAGCAGAGUAGUAUUCAGGGUUUAUAG
Lodderomyces orthopsilosis Co 90-125 is the source of this 1446-nucleotide messenger RNA. It is a transcript of the gene RTG3, whose product is annotated as Rtg3p. The record is from RefSeq and is a predicted model, not a curated record. Gene Ontology annotation, biological process: regulation of transcription by RNA polymerase II. Gene Ontology annotation, molecular function: DNA-binding transcription factor activity, RNA polymerase II-specific; RNA polymerase II cis-regulatory region sequence-specific DNA binding; protein dimerization activity. Lineage: Eukaryota; Fungi; Ascomycota; Pichiomycetes; Serinales; Debaryomycetaceae. Bases 1 to 1446 code for a protein of 481 amino acids. The transcript has a single exon.